Molecule: messenger RNA, 1536 nt
Organism: Bombina bombina (fire-bellied toad)
Lineage: Eukaryota; Metazoa; Chordata; Amphibia; Anura; Bombinatoridae
Gene: EIF2AK2
Product: eukaryotic translation initiation factor 2 alpha kinase 2
Exons: 17
Coding region: 1-1536 (511 amino acids)
Biological process (GO): protein phosphorylation
Molecular function (GO): protein kinase activity; ATP binding
Source: RefSeq, a predicted model, not a curated record
AUGGGGGCAGGGCUGGAUGUUGCUGAUCCAUUAGCUGCACCUGUUGAAACACCAGCUCCUGCUUUUUCAUCACCUGCUUUUUCAUCACCUGCGCCUCAGGUACCAGCUUCUUCAGAGAGACUAGCGACAAACUCUCCUCCAACUGAAACAAGGACAAGUCCCAGUGUGGCAAAUAAUGAUGCAUCAGUAGAAAAUAUGUGUGAAAACUACAUUGGAACGUUGCAUCAAUUCUGCCAGAAAAGAAAAAAGACAUUGUCCUUUUUGGGAGAUUCCAGUGGACUACCCCAUCUUAGGAUAUUUACAGCACAAGCUCUAAUUGAUGGGGAAAAGUAUGGAAAGGGAGAAGGUAGAACUAAGAAAAUUGCUGAAAACUUAGCAGCCAGAAUGACCUUGCUAUCACUUCAAGAGAAUUCAAACCCACCAACCGUUUCUGCUCCUGUAGUGGCAACACCUGCACCUCAGCUACCAGAGAGACAAGCAACACAUUCUGGUCCAGUUGAUACACAGGCAAGUUCCGGUGCAGCAAACAUGAUUGAUCACAACUACAUUGGAACGUUAAAUGAGUUCUGCCAGAAAAAAACCAAGUUAUGCAUUUUUUUGGAGAAAUUCAGUAGCCCACUUAUGAAAUUUACUUGUAGUGUACAAAUUGAUGACCACGUUUUUCCAGAAGCUACGGGGAAUACUAAAAAGGAAGCAAAAAAGAUGGCUGCCUAUUUGGCAUUGAAAGAUCUCCGAAAGCACAACCCUUAUGAUAUUGUGAUGUCUGCACUCGAUUAUUCUUACAAUGGGGGAUCUGGUUCUGAAAACUCUUCAGUUUCAGGAAGUGGUGAUGUUAGUCAUGACAAGAGAAGCACAGAAAAUGAGUCAUCAGUACCCUUGACAGAAACAGAUUCUGAGGCCCCCAACAGGCCCCCAACACGAAAAGUUGAAUUGGCAGCGAACUUCAUGAAUGAGAAACAGGAGUGUAAUCUAUACACAGAAGAUGAAAUCUUUCGUAAACAGUUUGAGAACAUAAUAAUUCUUGGCUCUGGUGCAUUUGGAACCGUUUAUAAAGCGACAAAAAAACUGGAACAAAUAGAUUAUGUUGUGAAAAAAGUAAAGCUUAAAAAUGAGAAAGUCACUGAAGAAGUUAAAACGCUGGCACGUCUAGAUCAUCCAAGAAUUGUUCGAUAUUUUAAUUCCUGGGAUGGAUAUGACCAUUUUGCAGACAGCAGCUGUAGUAGUGAUUCCAGCAAUGCAUCAACUUCUUUACAAAAAUGUCUUUUUAUACAAAUGGAAUGGUGUGAAGGGGGAACUUUGAAAACAUGGAUUGAAAAAAGGAAAACCGUUAUAAAAAAUGAAAGCCUUGAAAUAUCUUCUCAACUUGCUGACGGAGUAGCAUACAUUCAUUCAAAUGGGUUGAUCCACAGAGACCUAAAAGUAAAUCGCAAGAGGAACAUUAGUGAUUCAGAUAGUAAGGUUUCUGUACCUCCUGCGGCUACACUGGGUUGCCUACAUCAUAGGUCUGAUGAGGAGAUUAUGUCGGGUAGCGUCUGA